Phascolarctos cinereus (koala) is the source of this 509-nucleotide messenger RNA. RefSeq names its product ubiquinol-cytochrome c reductase complex III subunit VII (gene UQCRQ). The record is from RefSeq and is a predicted model, not a curated record. Gene Ontology annotation, biological process: mitochondrial electron transport, ubiquinol to cytochrome c. Gene Ontology annotation, cellular component: respiratory chain complex III. Lineage: Eukaryota; Metazoa; Chordata; Mammalia; Diprotodontia; Phascolarctidae.
CAACAUGGUGUCUCCCGGAAGUUGUCUUAGCCAACGCGCUUGCUUGCCCCGGAAAUGUAAGGUCCCAGGGCACGAGCCGCAGUCUUUGGAGGACGCAGUGUCCUGAAGCCGGGACCGAAGGCGCCGCGAGCAUGGGCCGCGAGUUCGGGAACCUGAUCCGGGUGAGGCACAUCAUCUCUUACAGCCUGUCCCCGUUCGAGCAGAGAGCCUUCGCCGACUACUUCACCAGGAGCAUCUCGAACAUGUUGCGCAGGACGCAGGGCAGCAUUUUGCGGGUCGUCCCCCCAUUUAUAGCCUUUUACUUCCUCUAUACCUGGGGAAACCAGGAGUUUGAGAACUCAAAGAGAAAGAAGCCGAUGGACUUUGAAGAAAACAAAUAAGAAACAAAGAGAGAAGUGCAACAGUCUUGGUUCCCUGGUGCUCAGCUCUGUGACUUGGGGCACCGGUAGAAGAAGAGUGUAUAAAGAUAUCUUGGAGAUAGAAUAAACUUCACAUUUCACAAACUGUAA